Tetrahymena thermophila SB210 is the source of this 438-nucleotide messenger RNA. RefSeq lists its product as hypothetical. NCBI's taxonomy places the organism in Eukaryota, Ciliophora, Oligohymenophorea, Hymenostomatida, Tetrahymenidae. The record is from RefSeq and is a predicted model, not a curated record. The transcript has a single exon.
AUGAAUGAAAGAAUUAAUUAAUAAGUAAUAAAAGCAAAAGUUGAAAAUGAAAAAAUGAGAUAAAUUAACAAUCAAACAAAAAACAAAUUUAAAAAAGCAUAAGCAGAAAAAAAGAAAGAGAAAUAAAUUAAAUAAAUAAAAAGCUAAUAAAUAAAUUAAAGAGUUAAUUAUUAUGUUUUAAAUUAAUUUUUAUAUUCAAAAAUAUCAAAAUCCAAAACAAAAAACAGUUUUUACUAAAGAAAAAUUUUCAAAUUUGACAGAUUAGUGCACUUUCCUAAACUAGAACCUAAGAAAGAUAGACCAUUUUCAUUAAUUGUAAUUCCACUUUUAAAUAUUGAAGAAAAAAAAGAGUAAAUUAGAUAGUUAGAAGGAAAAAAUGAAGUAAAAUCAUUGAAUAAUAAGUAAUUAAUUAUUAAUAAAAGCAAAAGUUAAAAAUGA